Molecule: messenger RNA, 2232 nt
Organism: Parastagonospora nodorum SN15
Lineage: Eukaryota; Fungi; Ascomycota; Dothideomycetes; Pleosporales; Phaeosphaeriaceae
Exons: 5
Coding region: 1-2232 (743 amino acids)
Biological process (GO): quinolinate catabolic process; NAD+ biosynthetic process
Cellular component (GO): cytoplasm
Molecular function (GO): nicotinate-nucleotide diphosphorylase (carboxylating) activity
Source: RefSeq, a predicted model, not a curated record
AUGGCAAAAGUAGAAGGAGCGCCAGCGCACGGUGCUGUGGCCCACCUCUUGCCACAGACAUACAAGCGCUACAUCUCGGAGUGGCUCGAAGAGGAUACCCCGAGCUUCGAUUAUGGUGGCUUCGUUGUUGGAGACGAUGUCAGUGAAGCAAAGCUGCUCGGCAAGAGCGAGGUAUUUCGCAAGCUGCUCCUUGGCGAACGGGUAGCGCUCAACACACUUGCGCGGUGCUCAGGCAUAGCAACAAAGUCGAACCGAUUACUUACGCUACUACGCAAAGCUGGCUAUCCCAACAUUCUUGCUGGGACGCGCAAGACGACUCCAGGAUUCCGGCUAGUUGAGAAGUACGGCAUGCUUGUUGGUGGUGUUGAUGCCCAUCGAGUCGAUCUGUCUCACAUGACCAUGUUGAAAGACAACCAUAUCGUCGCUGCUGGCAGCAUCACAAACGCUGUCCGUGCUGCCAAAUCAGCGGGUGGCUUCGCUACCAAAGUCGAGGUCGAAUGCCAGAGUUACGAGGAGGCAGAUGAAGCGAUCGCAGCAGGCGCUGACAUUGUUAUGCUGGACAACUUCACUCCAGAUGGUGUCAAGGUCGCGGCUGCGCAGCUCAAAGAGAAGUGGGGCCGAGGAACGGGCGAUAGGAAGGCGUUCUUGGUGGAGGUAAGCGGUGGUCUCACAGAGCACAACGUCGAGAAGUACGUGUGUGGAGAUAUCGACAUCUCCUACCAUGCCGUGUUUUACGAAAGGUGGGCGGCAGAAGUUACUAAGCAAAACGAGGCCAUCAGCUUGACUGGUUUCUUCUCAUGUGACCUUGCUUUCCACGUCGACUCCGUUCGACUCCUGGAGCUGUACUUUGAGAACUUCUGGCCUUCUCUUCCCAUCAUCCUGCCCGUUCACCACCUUCAAUGGAGACUGUCAAAUGAUGGUCACGGAAUGGAAACACUCCUCCUUGUUCUGCAAUAUAUUGGUGCUGUCUAUGCCCCAUGGAUUAGAUUAGGUCCAGGACCGUACAAGAAGACGGCAAUACAGGCACUCAAAUCACCUUUCCUCGCCCAUACGCCAUUCAACGUGCAAGCUCUAUUACUUUUUGCGAUUGCAGAGUAUCAUUCGGACUGCAAACCAGAAGGUCAAGGUCAGCUCAAUCUUGCAGUGAAGAUUGCAUUGGAGCUACACAUGAAUCAACAAGCCUUUGCACAGGUGUAUGGCGAAGGCAGCCCCGUGCUCGAAGAGUCUUGGAGACGAACGUAUUACUUUCUCGCCAUCGCCAACCAAGACUUUGCGGUUUUCUCCAACACUCCUAUAUACACAUUGGCUAAUGUCUCAAACACGGUCGAUCUCCCUUGCGAUGACGAGCACUUCAACUCCGGCUUGAUACCUCCAGUCAUGAGUCUUCACGACUAUGAAGAUCGUGAGCUUGCGGAGCUCGAGAUUGUCUUCUCUUCUAUUGCCUAUUUCUAUGAUCUUCACUUGAUCGUUAAGUCUGUGAUGGAUAUGUUUGUAGAGAGUGGCACUUUUGGAGAAGCGAUGAUCGAGGUGCACGACACCAAGCUUGCCAUCUGGACUUCGCUUCUACCAGCGUGCAAAAAGGAUCCAUUGCGAAGAGACGGCGCAAUUGACGAGGUCAUGUUCGCCGCCCAUAUGGCUGCGACUAUCGCGUUGAGCGGACUACAUCGCUCGUUCUCGAACCUAGUCAUUUGUGAAGAGGAAAUAGCCACGAAGUCCUUCCUGCCCAUGGUCCUGUUCGUCACACCACCUCAACAAGGACGCGCAGCACACACUGCUCGUGUCCUCAAAGCCAGCGAGAUGCACACAAAGCUUCUUGCAAUUCCAUGCACUAUGGAGAGGCACAAUGUAUUCACCAUGUACAUGGUUGCCCGACUCGCGACAACACAGACUUCUGCUUGCAGAUAUCUUCUCGAAGACCGCGCUUUAGCCAUCGCACGCGAUAGAAUCAGACUGAGUAUCGGCUUUCUCAAUUCCAUGGGUUCCGUCUGGCCACUGGGGAAGAUGAUGGCAAAGGAAGUCAAUCACAUUGCUCGGAUAAAUUUAUCAAAGAGCCACACCACUGUGGCCCAGAUCCCGGAUUCUACAUUGGAGACCGACGUGCCACGGGACGAUUUGAUCUUUCCCGUCAACCCGUCUGCACAGAUCGAUAUAUUCUCAGGGCUCACGCUGCCGAUCGACUGGGAGACGACAAAUUGCAGCUAUGCGUCUUCGGGCCACUUUGGUAUAUCAUAG